AGCAUGCCGUCAGUAUGAACGCGUCUCAGGAAAGCUGUGUGGCAUCUUCCCCCUCUGAGAGAUCCCUGCUGAGGUCAAGGGUCACCGCCCCCUACAUUGCUGCCGAGCUCUUCAUCGCCGUCCUCUCCACCACUGGGAACUUCCUGGUCUGCCUCGCCGUGAUCCGCAACAGGAAGCUACGCACCGUCACCAACUACUUCCUGGUGUCGCUGGCGGUGGCGGACCUGUUUGUGGGUGUCCUGGCCAUCCCCUGUGCUGUCCUGACAGGGCUGGGCCUCCCCCACCACAACCUGCCCGUGUGCCUGCUCCUCCUGAGCGUGCUCAUCGUCCUGACCCAGAGCUCCGUCCUCAGCCUGCUGGCCGUGGCGGCCGAGCGCUACGUGGCCAUCCUGCUGCCCCUGCAGUACCAGCGCCUCAUGAGCCCCCGCAACGCCCGCCUGGCGCUGGGGCUCACCUGGACGCUGGCAGUCGUGUCCGGGGCCGUGCCCCUCAUGGGCUGGCACAACUCGCCGCCGCCCUCAGGGUUCUGCAUCUUCACCUGUGUGGUCAACAUGAGCUACAUGGUCUACUUUAACUUCUUUGGCUGCGUGCUGGUGCCCCUAGUGGUGAUGUUUGGCAUCUACGGUCGCAUCUUCAUCACGGUGAGACGGCACCUGAGACGCAUCGCAGACCUCCGGGGCCUGGCUGGGCAGGGGGCAGGGUCAAGGUCUGGGGCUGGGUCAAACGAUGGGGCACUUGGGGCCGGGGCUGGGGCAAGAGGUGUUGAACCAGAAACGGAAGUAAGAGCCGGGUCUGUAGACGUAGCUGGGCCAGGAGGAGGUGGACUGGGGACAGGAGCUGAGUUGACCUUGGAGGGAGAAUGCACAGAUGUUACCCAGGUUUACAAUGAAGAUGGAGUGGUUGUAGGUGAGAAUGAGACCGACCACAGGCUUUCUGAGGGGGGCACUGUGGCUUGGGGUAGCGAAGUGAGGUCUGGUUCUGGGACCAGUUCUGGUUCUAAGUCCGGCUCUGGUGGUGUGAUUCAGCUUGGCGUUGCCCGCGACGUCAAGAGACCCCUGCGCAUGCGUAGCGAGAGGAGAAAGGCCACCUCUCUCUUCCUCAUCCUCUUCCUCUUCAUGCUGUGCUGGCUGCCGCUCCACUGCAUCAACUGUGUGCUGCUGCUGUGCCCGGACUGUCACGUGCCCCUGCCCGUCAGCCUGGCGGCCAUCUUGCUGAGUCACGCCAACUCCGCCCUCAACCCGCUGCUCUACGCCUACCGGAUGAGGUCUUUCAGACACACCCUCAAGAGGAUGUGUCUAUGUCAGUGGCACCAUGGCAACAGAAAAGGACAGAGCUCCCUUAGGGAGACAGAGUGACCCUGUGACCUCUGACCUCCGGCCUUGAC
Hypomesus transpacificus is the source of this 1384-nucleotide messenger RNA. RefSeq names its product adenosine receptor A2b-like. The record is from RefSeq and is a predicted model, not a curated record. Gene Ontology annotation, molecular function: G protein-coupled adenosine receptor activity. Gene Ontology annotation, cellular component: membrane. The transcript is spliced from 3 exons. Bases 15 to 1355 code for a protein of 446 amino acids. NCBI's taxonomy places the organism in Eukaryota, Metazoa, Chordata, Actinopteri, Osmeriformes, Osmeridae. Gene Ontology annotation, biological process: adenylate cyclase-activating G protein-coupled receptor signaling pathway; G protein-coupled adenosine receptor signaling pathway; vasodilation.